Cynocephalus volans (Philippine flying lemur) is the source of this 1419-nucleotide messenger RNA. RefSeq names its product solute carrier family 25 member 40 (gene SLC25A40). The coding region runs from base 301 to 1314 and encodes 337 amino acids. The transcript has 12 exons. Gene Ontology annotation, biological process: mitochondrial transmembrane transport. Lineage: Eukaryota; Metazoa; Chordata; Mammalia; Dermoptera; Cynocephalidae. Gene Ontology annotation, cellular component: mitochondrion. The record is from RefSeq and is a predicted model, not a curated record.
UCUGUUCUCUGUGCCUCAGACCCCAGGUUUCCGCCCGCCGCUUGGAGUUUAAGCACAUCCCUGAAGGUCCCCUGUGGCUCGGUGUUGACCAAACCUAGUGGUUGCAGUUAGGGACUCCGGAGGCCGGCGUAGUCCACCGCCAGGGUCAUUCCCACCUUCUCGGUUUGCCGGACCGUCUGUCCUCCAGCCGCCUUCUCCUUUCACCAGGUUUUUAGCCACUGAUGUUACUAAUAAUAAAAUAUUGGAGCAUAGAGCUGAGGAAAAGACUUAAACCAGAUUUUUCUUCAAUGAGUUAAAAAUAUGGAUUCCGAAAUAGGAGGAGCACAGAUUGUCAAAGUGACACCUGUUCAGCAAAUGCUUGCCUCUUGUACUGGAGCUAUACUGACAUCACUAAUAGUGACACCCCUGGAUGUUGUUAAAAUUCGACUCCAAGCCCAAAGCAACUCAUUUCCCAAAGGAAAAUGUUUUGUGUAUAGUAAUGGAUUAAUGGAUCAUCUAUGUGUUUGUGAAGAGGGAGGCAACAAAGCAUGGUAUAAGAAGCCAGGAAAUUUCCAGGGAACAUUGGAUGCCUUUUUAAAAAUCAUUCGAAAUGAGGGCAUUAAAUCCCUGUGGAGUGGCCUUCCCCCUACUCUUGUGAUGGCGGUUCCUGCUACAAUUAUUUAUUUUACCUGCUAUGAUCAAUUAACUGAUCUUCUGAGAGCUAAAUUAGGAGAAAAUGAAACUUGCAUACCAAUUGUGGCUGGCAUUGUAGCUAGAUUUGGUGCAGUAACUGUAAUAAGUCCCUUAGAAUUGAUUAGAACCAAAAUGCAGUCUAAGAAGUUUUCUUACAAGGAAGUACACCAAUUUGUCAGCAAGAAAGUGUCUGAAGAUGGUUGGAUUUCCCUCUGGAGGGGCUGGGCUCCUACUGUUCUUAGAGAUGUACCUUUCUCAGCAAUGUACUGGUAUAACUAUGAAAUUUUAAAGAAGUGGUUGAGUGAGAAAUCUGGUUUGUAUGAACCAACAUUUAUGAUCAACUUUACUUCAGGGGCAUUGUCUGGUUCUUUUGCAGCUGUUGCAACUUUACCGUUUGAUGUAGUAAAAACACAAAAGCAGACACAACUUUGGACAUAUGAAUGUCAUAAAAUUUCUAUGCCUUUACAUAUGUCAACCUGGGAGAUAAUGAAGAACAUUGUUGCUAAAAAUGGAUUUUCUGGAUUAUUUGCAGGCCUAAUUCCUCGCUUAAUUAAAAUUGCUCCUGCAUGUGCAGUUAUGAUCAGUACAUAUGAAUUUGGAAAAGCUUUUUUCCAGAAACAAAAUGUUAAAAGGCAACAAUAAUAGUGAUGCUGUUUCUACUUGAAAUAACAAGAUGGAGACUCUUAGGCAAGAACUUUUUUCAUCAUUAUUCUCUCACCAUGAUUUUGUCUUUCCUAUAAUUUAAAU